AUGGACACUUUGAGAACCUGUCACACCUUCAUCAUUAUUUUUGAUAACCUGAUCACAUUAGUCUGCUUUAUUGUGCCUGAGUACACGUUGUUGUUCCAAGUGUCAUGGACUCGAGAGAAAUUUCUGAAGAUUCUGGAAAUCCUGACAACUGAUCUACUAGGAGGAGAUACCAACACUCCUCAAGACUCAUUAUCAGACUGUGGAUUGGCUGAUGAUUGCUUAAAGACAGGGAAUGGUACAAUUGUUGGGAUUUUAGAGAAAUUACAACUCAAAACAACCGAUGUACCUGAAACUAUUCUUGAUGAGGAUGAUCCGGAGUCAGCUCUGUACACUUUUGUUACAGUUGUUCUGUUUGGAUUUGUCUCUUAUGUGUUUUCUGUAAUUUCUUAA
Messenger RNA from Caenorhabditis remanei, 390 nucleotides. RefSeq lists its product as uncharacterized. The transcript is spliced from 3 exons. Bases 1 to 390 code for a protein of 129 amino acids. The record is from RefSeq and is a predicted model, not a curated record. NCBI's taxonomy places the organism in Eukaryota, Metazoa, Nematoda, Chromadorea, Rhabditida, Rhabditidae.